GUUCCCCUUCCGCUUCCUCCUGCCUCCCGUCCCGCUGCUGCUGCUGGCUCAGGGUGCCUCUCCAGCUCUCCAUAGCCCGGUGUCUGCAGAAGCGCUCCGGGCCCUGAGCUGUCAGCACCACCGCCCUCCAGGCCUCGGACGCGAUGCAGGCCAUAAAGUGUGUGGUGGUGGGAGAUGGAGCCGUGGGCAAGACCUGCCUGCUCAUCAGCUACACCACCAACGCCUUCCCGGGAGAGUACAUCCCCACCGUGUUUGACAACUAUUCAGCCAACGUGAUGGUGGACAGCAAGCCCGUGAACCUGGGGCUGUGGGACACGGCGGGGCAGGAGGACUACGACCGCCUCCGGCCGCUCUCCUACCCGCAGACGGACGUCUUCCUCAUCUGCUUCUCCCUUGUCAGCCCAGCCUCCUAUGAGAAUGUCCGGGCCAAGUGGUUCCCGGAGGUGCGCCAUCACUGCCCCAGCACGCCCAUCAUCCUGGUGGGAACCAAGCUGGACUUGCGGGACGAUAAGGACACCAUUGAGAAGCUGAAGGAGAAGAAGCUGGCGCCUAUUACUUACCCGCAGGGCCUGGCACUGGCCAAGGAGAUCGACUCAGUGAAAUACCUGGAGUGCUCAGCCCUCACCCAGAGAGGCCUGAAAACCGUCUUUGACGAGGCGAUCCGGGCUGUCCUGUGCCCCCAGCCCACGCGGCCACAGAAGCGGCCCUGCAGCAUCCUCUAGGGGACACACCCAGCCCUCCCAGACAGAUGGUUCUGAACCUCCAGGGCCCCCACCCAAAGCCCCAUGGCACCCCCGCUGGCCAUGCUGUCCCCUUCCUGUGGCGUUUCUUAGCAAGAUGGCUGCAGAGCUUUGUUCAUCAUCUUCUCUGUGCUGGAGUCCGCCCCCGGGAAAGAGUGUGUAUUUGGAAGUGCUGCGUCCCCAUCCCCUCAUGUUCCCGCCUUCCCAGGGGCCAGAGGGGAGCCCCAGGACCAAUAAGCCACCCCUGUGUUGCUGUGGUCAGAUGCCACACAUGACAUCAUCUACCUGUUUACUCCUCCCUCCCCAAACCUGAAUCCCCUCUGGAAACUUCGGGCCAGAUGGUUGCCGGCCACCACUGAUAUUCCUUCAGGGAUGGGUCUCUCACUCUCCUGUGAGGCAGUGUACUCCAGUAUUGAUGGUCUUGCUUGUCGGAGAGUUCUCCUGCUGAGCUAAAUUAAGUGUCUGAGAAGUUUGUUCUUCUGGUGUUAGUCCUCCUUUUGGGGACAACAUAAAACAUUCAGAUUCUCUGAAUCUCUGUGGGCACCUGCCCAGCCAAUCAAAAGGCUGGGUCCUGCUGACUCCUGCCACCUCUCAAGUCUUUCUGCUCCACUCACAGGAUCCUGAGCUGCAUUUACCUGUGACAGUCUUAAAACUUUCAGACCCUGCCAGUCAGGAUUUCUGUCAUUGCAGAUAGAAACCCAAUUCAACCUGCUUAAGCAGAAAAUAAAUUUACUGAUUCAAGUUUGGAAA
Messenger RNA from Kogia breviceps (pygmy sperm whale), 1490 nucleotides. RefSeq names its product Rac family small GTPase 2 (gene RAC2). Gene Ontology annotation, molecular function: GTPase activity; GTP binding; protein kinase binding. Gene Ontology annotation, cellular component: cytoplasmic vesicle; cytoskeleton; cell projection. Gene Ontology annotation, biological process: motor neuron axon guidance; small GTPase-mediated signal transduction; engulfment of apoptotic cell. The record is from RefSeq and is a predicted model, not a curated record. NCBI's taxonomy places the organism in Eukaryota, Metazoa, Chordata, Mammalia, Artiodactyla, Physeteridae.